Messenger RNA from Hansenula ciferrii, 1185 nucleotides. Its product is annotated as alpha-ketoacid dehydrogenase kinase family protein. The transcript has a single exon. Gene Ontology annotation, cellular component: mitochondrion. Lineage: Eukaryota; Fungi; Ascomycota; Saccharomycetes; Phaffomycetales; Wickerhamomycetaceae. Gene Ontology annotation, molecular function: pyruvate dehydrogenase (acetyl-transferring) kinase activity. Gene Ontology annotation, biological process: protein phosphorylation; regulation of glucose metabolic process. The record is from RefSeq and is a predicted model, not a curated record. Bases 1 to 1185 code for a protein of 394 amino acids.
AUGUUCACAAGAGUAAGACCAUUAGCUAGAAGUCUAUCAAUUCAAAUACCCAAAACAACAUUAAUAAAACCAUUAUCAAAUAAAGCUCAUGGUACUACUACAGGACAAAGUCAAUCAUUAUCAUUCGAACAAGAAUAUAAUAUUAGAUCUUCAUUAGAAAAACUUAUAACUGAUUAUUCCCAAAAAAAAAUCCCAAAAUUAACAUUGGAUUCCCUUAUAAACAUUUCCAAAAAGGAUAUAUCAACAAAUGCAAUAGCAACAAUAAAUUAUUUAACUAUAUUUAAUACCAAAAGAUUACAAGCUUUUAGAGAAUUACCUUAUCUUGUUGUUUUAAAUCCACAUAUUUCUGAAACUUAUGAAUUAUAUUUAAAAUCUUUAAGAAUUUUAUUAGAAUUAGAUCCUUAUCAUAAUGAUUUUAAUAAGAUUCAUAAUUCUUUAUUGGAAUAUUCUGAAAUUCAUAAAAAUGCUAUACCAUCAUUAUCAAAAGGUUUUACAGAAGUUUCCACAUUCUUCCCUAAAGAAUCAAUUGUUCAGUUCCUGAAUAAACAUUUUUAUGAUAAGAUUAAUAUGGAAACUAUAACAAAUAAUUAUAUUAAUUUAAUAAAUAAACCUGAAGAUCAUUUAGGUGUUUUGAAUAAAAAGAUUAAAAUUUCAGAUUUAGUUAAAUUAUAUGCUGGCUUGGUUAAUGAUAUGGCUUUCAUAAAAUAUUAUAAGACAGUUCCAAUUCAAUUUGAUUUUGGUGAAGAUGUUGAAUUCCCAUAUAUUGGAAUUCAUCUUGAAUAUAUUUUUACAGAAAUUUUAAAAAAUUCAAUAAGAGCAAAUAUAGAAUCUGGUAAUGGAGAUAAACCAAUCAAAAUAACCAUUGUUAAAAACUCUCUUGGUGCAGGUCGUUAUUCAUUAGGUAUAAGAUUUCGUGAUGAUGGUGGUGGUAUAUCACCAGAAGUUGAAUCAAAUGUAUUUGAUUAUAGUUUUACCACAGUGGAUAAACAUGAACAAGAUGUUGGAAUGGGUAAUAAUGUUAUGCCUGGUGAAAAUGUUGAAAAUAUUGCCGGGAUGGGGUAUGGAUUACCUUUAACUAAAGCUUAUGUUGAAUUAUUUGAUGGGAAUUUAGAAUUACAAAGUAUCUAUGGAUUAGGUACUGAUGUUUAUAUUGAAUUGAUUAGUCCUGAUACUUCUUUAUUAUAA